AUGCCAUCAUAUAUUGACUACCUCUUUUCUACCACCAGAGAAGAUCCAACCAAAAAGCCAGCAAUCAACACCAUGUCGACGCCCGCGCUUGCGACGGCUGCCGAGGGAGCGACGCACAUCAUCCUGGUGCACGGCACGGGCCACGGCGGGUGGUGCUGGUACCGGGUCGCCACGCUGCUCCGCGCCGCGGGACACCGCGUGGACGCGCCGGACCUCACGGCGUCUGGCAUCGACUCGCGGCAGCUCCGCGACGUGCCCACCUUCGAGGACUACACGCGGCCGCUGCUCGACGCGCUCCGGGCGCUCCCGCCGGGAAAGAGGGCGGUCCUCGUGGGCCACAGCUUCGGCGGCAUGAGCAUCGCGCUCGCCGCGGAGAUGUUCCCGGAGAAAGUGGCGGCCGCCGUGUUCGUCACGGCGUUCCUGCCGGACUGCACCAACCCACGCUCGCACGUCAUCGAGAAGGUUACCGUGUCAGACUGGAUGGACACCGUCACGGAUGCAGAGCACGUCCCACCCUCGGUGUUCCUGGGGCCUGAAUUCCUGCGCCACAAGCUCUACCAGCUGAGCCCACCGGAGGACUACACGCUGUCCCAGAGCCUGGCCCGGGUGAGCUCAUACUACGUGCCAGACCUACAGAGCCAGCAGCCGUUCAGCGAGUCCAGGUACGGCGCGGUGACCAAGGUGUACAUGGUCUGUAAGCAGGAUCAGGCCAUGACCGAGGCGUACCAGCACACGAUGAUCGCCGGCUGUCCCGUGGCGGAGGUGAGGGAGAUCGCCGACGCCGACCACAUGGCCAUGUUCUCCGCGCCGGCUGAGCUUGCUGGGCACCUCGCCCACGUCGCCAACACGUACGCUUGA
Molecule: messenger RNA, 858 nt
Organism: Miscanthus lutarioriparius
Lineage: Eukaryota; Viridiplantae; Streptophyta; Magnoliopsida; Poales; Poaceae
Source: the annotation of a GenBank genome assembly